AUGGCCAAAAUCCUUGCCGUUUUCGGCGCAACCGGCCAACAGGGUGGAUCAGUGGUUAAAUACGUCCUCAACGAUCCGGAGCUCUCGCAAGAGUACAAGGUCCGCGCCAUCACACGUGAUGUCAACUCUGAGAAAGCCAAGCAACUCAAAGAGAAGGUUGAAGUUGUCCAGGGGGAUGUGUCUGACCGAGCUUCCCUGGAGAAGGCUCUGACCGGGACUCACACCGUCUUCGCCAUGACCGCACCUUCCUUCGAACCCAACCGCUUGGAAAUCGAGUAUAACAAUGCCAAGAGGAUUGCCGAUGUCGCGCUGGAGAAAGGUGCUCAGUACUUUAUCUUCAGCACUUUGCCCAAUGUCCGAGAGAUCUCGGGCGGCAAGUACACCAAUGUGACCCCCUUCGACGCCAAGGCAAACGCCGAGCAGUAUAUUCGAGGUCUUCCCAUCAAAAGCGCCUUCGUCUCCCUGGGAUCGUUCAUGGAGAAUUUUCAGCUCCAAACCUUCUUGGCUCCGCGACAGGCUCCUGAUGGCACCUGGGUUAUGACCCGCCACACCUCUCCGAAGACACAAGUGCCCUUGAUCGACGCCGUCGGGGACACGGGCAAAUUUAUUGGCGCCAUCCUUGCCGAGCCGGACAAGUACGAAGGCGAAACCUUCUGUGCCGCCGUCGGACUAUAUACCUUGGAGGAAAUAGUCGGCACCAUGUCCAAGGCCACGGGCAAGACCGUCGUCUACAAGCAGAUUCCGGCCGAGGACUUCAGGAAGAGCUUACCACCAUUCGCUGCGGAUAUAUUCGUGGAAGGUUUUGGCUACGGAGAGGAGUUCGGCUACUAUGGCCCAAAUACCAAGGAGUUGGUUGCUUGGGCUGCUCAACAAGCCCGGGGCAGACUCACCACUCUUGAAGAGUACUUCGAGGCACAUCCUCUUCAGCUCGCAUGA
Messenger RNA from Capronia coronata CBS 617.96, 936 nucleotides. RefSeq lists its product as uncharacterized. The record is from RefSeq and is a predicted model, not a curated record. The transcript has a single exon. Bases 1 to 936 code for a protein of 311 amino acids. Lineage: Eukaryota; Fungi; Ascomycota; Eurotiomycetes; Chaetothyriales; Herpotrichiellaceae.